Molecule: messenger RNA, 791 nt
Organism: Theileria parva strain Muguga
Lineage: Eukaryota; Apicomplexa; Aconoidasida; Piroplasmida; Theileriidae
Gene: ygaF
Product: AhpC/TSA family protein
Exons: 4
Coding region: 150-749 (199 amino acids)
Biological process (GO): cell redox homeostasis; cellular response to oxidative stress
Cellular component (GO): cytoplasm
Molecular function (GO): thioredoxin peroxidase activity
Source: RefSeq, a predicted model, not a curated record
UGUGUAUAUAUGGACCCUUUUUCUAUUUAAACUGAAUAAAUUUAUAAUAUAUAAAAUAGUGAAAAGGUUAAUUUACUGAUACGAAUAUCCAAUAGUGAAAGAACUCCUGUGUUAGGUUAACAAAGGUCCAACACCGAUUAAUUUGUUGGAUGGAUUUUGGGAUUCUUUUACUGAUAAUAAGUCUUUACUUAAAUAAGAAAAUCUAUAACUGUUAUUGUAUGAAUUUUUUACACAGAAGUUUCUCUUUCCUCAGUCCACUAAAGAGCAUGGUUACGGAGAGUCCCUUAGUCGGUAAAACACUAUCCUCUGAAGCGUUGAGUGAAACUUUGACCACACAUAAGAACGAAAAAACAACCCUUAAGAAACUUCUCGGAGAACUGCCUCCAGACUACAAGGGCUUAGUUCUGUUUCUCUUCCCUUCAGCUGGAACUCCAGGAUGUACAAAACAGGCUUGUAACUUUACCAGUAACCACAAAGCUUUCAAGGAUAAGGGCUAUGAGGUCUACGGACUAACUAGCUCAGAAAGAACUCCAGCUGGGAAGUGGACUGAGAAGCAUAAACUUAGUUUUACAACACUGGUAGAUAAGGAAUUGAAGCUCGUAGACCACCUUGAUUGCAGAAAACUUGGUCUAUUUGUGCACAGGUCCCACUUGGUCCUUUCAAAGGAUGGAAAGGUUUUAGCCUUCGAGAAGGGGGUUAACGCAGAAAAAUCCGCAUCUCGUGUUUUGGAACUUUUGGAAACGCUUUAAAUUAUUUUAAUACCCAGUUUAAUUUUAAUAUAUUUUCAACUA